Messenger RNA from Halichondria panicea, 872 nucleotides. RefSeq names its product spliceosome-associated protein CWC15 homolog. Lineage: Eukaryota; Metazoa; Porifera; Demospongiae; Suberitida; Halichondriidae. Gene Ontology annotation, molecular function: RNA binding. Gene Ontology annotation, biological process: mRNA cis splicing, via spliceosome. The record is from RefSeq and is a predicted model, not a curated record. The coding region runs from base 41 to 745 and encodes 234 amino acids. Gene Ontology annotation, cellular component: catalytic step 2 spliceosome. The transcript has 9 exons.
CGCCUCCUUUCUCAGUUUACUUCCUGGCCAUCACAAGAAGAUGACUACUGCUGCUAGGCCAACGUUUGAACCCGCUAGAGGUGGCAGAGGCAAGGGAGAGGGUGACCUGUCAGCACUAUCUAAACAGUACUCAAGCAGAGAUCUCCCAUCACACACAAAGUUGAAGUAUAGACAAACUGGACAGUCCACUUCUGAUGAGAUAAAGUCUCGGGAUCUGCGCCGAGAGCUCGAAGAAAAAGAGGAGGUAUCUCGUCACAAGAGACACCGAGACGGCAAGCCAAGAAGCUUCACUGAGGCACCAUCAAUCGCUAGUGGAGGCAGUAGCAGCAGUAGCAAACGGCCUCGAUCUGAACACCCACCCCCUCCAGUUAACCUCGAUGCAGACGAUGACCUGGGAGAUGAUGAUGAUGAUGAUGAUGACAGUGAUGAAGAUGACACUGCUGAGUUGCUGAGGGAGCUGCAGAAGAUCAGGAAAGAGAGAAAAGAGGAGGAAGAGAAAAAGGAUAAUGAGCGAAGGGAAGAGGAGGAGAGAAUCAGGACAGAGAAUCUUCUCAAAGGAAAUCCCCUACUCCACCAGAACCAGAGCAGUGGGGGCACUGACUUCAAAAUCAAGAGGAGGUGGGACGAUGACGUUGUAUUUAAGAACUGUGCAAAGGCUCAACCUAAAGAACAGGAGAAACAUUUCAUUAAUGACACAAUCCGCUCUGAAUUCCAUCGCAAGUUCAUGGACAAAUAUAUCAAGUGACUCUUUAGCUGCCUGAAUUAAUUUAAUUAAUGCAAGUUGUUCAUGCAUUCUUCUUUGACGCACCUUAAUAAUUAUAUUAUCUAUUAAUAUUAAUUUGUUCAAUUUUCAUAAAAAAAUCAACUCAAAA